GGAAAUUAUAGAGCCUGGAACAGACAGGAGCUUCCUUCCUAUUAAAGCUACUUGCUAGUGGGACUACUACAAAUUGCUACGGUGUUGCAGGAAAUCUGACAUCCCUCGGUGUUUCUGUUUCUCUGCUGGCAGAAGCCACUAUGGCACUCGACGCUGCGAGCAGGUCAUUGUCACCACUCCCUGCUGUCCUUUCUCAUGGAUUGAUACCGGUGUCGACGUUCGGUUUAUUGUCUUUGAUCUGCUCGACUUCAUUAUUCCUAUGGCUAAUGUUCCGUUUGAUAUCAUGGCGGUGCAAAUCUGCAGCGAAGGGGCCUAUGAAUCAGUUCCUGUUCCUUAUCUACAACCUCCUCUUCGCUAAUAUCCAGCAAGCGCUUGCCUUCGUCCUCAACAUUCAUGCUUUAAGGCACAAUGCAAUUGAAGUAGGAACAUCGAUGUGUUUUGCGCAAGGAUGGUUUGUUUCCACUGGAGAUCUCGCAAGUAGCGUAUUCAUAUGCGCAAUUGCCGUCCACACAUUCUUCGGCGUUGUAAAGGACUAUAGAUUGCCCACCGUGGCUUUCUAUUGCUACAGCGCCGGCCUUUAG
Molecule: messenger RNA, 581 nt
Organism: Pseudogymnoascus verrucosus
Lineage: Eukaryota; Fungi; Ascomycota; Leotiomycetes; Thelebolales; Thelebolaceae
Exons: 3
Coding region: 141-581 (146 amino acids)
Source: RefSeq, a predicted model, not a curated record